Molecule: messenger RNA, 2415 nt
Organism: Varanus komodoensis (Komodo dragon)
Lineage: Eukaryota; Metazoa; Chordata; Lepidosauria; Squamata; Varanidae
Gene: CWH43
Product: cell wall biogenesis 43 C-terminal homolog
Exons: 16
Coding region: 1-2106 (701 amino acids)
Biological process (GO): GPI anchor biosynthetic process
Cellular component (GO): endoplasmic reticulum
Source: RefSeq, a predicted model, not a curated record
AUGGCUUUCCUUUGGAAAGAAAUUUUGAUGGAAAUAUUCUUGGGUUAUGUUUCCUGGUCUCUUUAUUAUGCCCUUCCUCCAAUGAUCUAUUAUUUUCCAUUACAAACAUUGGAACUCACUGGCUUGGAAAUUUUUGCUGUUGCAUUUUUCUCUCCAGUGUUUUUAACUAUUGGUCCAUUUUGGAGGCUGGCCAACAAGAAGUACAUCUUAGCCUUGCUAAGAUUGACUAUGAUUGGUUGCAUAGCUUCAUACCAAGCUCCAAAUGCUUACCUUCGACUUUUGAUCUUGGCUACUGGUGUCUCUUCAUCACUGAUAGUUCAAACAGUAACAUGGUGGUCUGGGAACUCUUUGCAAAGAUAUUGCAGAAUCUGGGGAUUUUUACUAGGAAAAAUUCUUCUUCUUGUCCUUCGGAUUUGGUAUGCCUCAUUAGACCCACUCUGGAACUGUUCGACAUUCAAUAUUGCUAUAAUGAUCUUAGGUUUCAUGGUAGCUCUUGAGAGAACAUGCACAGCUGUUGAGAGCAAGAAACAAGAAAAAACAGAGACUGAUAAUACAGCAAAUGGAACAAUUGGUAGACCUAACUGGUUUUUAUCAGGCACAGCUUUUGGUAGCCUUCUGUUUCUUACUUCCUGGAUUUUCGGAGAGGUUUCACUGAUUUCUAGAUGGGCAGUGAGUGGACAUCCAGAGCCUGGGCCAGAACCUAAUCCACAUGGAGGUGUGGUUCUUUUAGGACUGGCUCAUGGGCUGAUGCUGUCUUUUUGGUCUUGGUCUACCCCUGCUCUUUGUGGUUGGUGCCUUAUAGGUACAGCAGGAGCAGCUGGUCUGCUUUACUUACAAACAUGGUAUGCAGCCAUUGCUGGUCUGCUCCUUGCCAUCUUUACAAUGUGCAUGUGGCCAUGCAUAGCUGGAUGCUUUGCUCGCUGUUUACACCCUGGAAAAGUCAUGAGUACAGCCAUGCUCGCACUGGUGUUAGAACUAUUCUUCUGUGUUUGGUGUACAGCUUAUAAAUUUGUGCCUGGUGGAAUUUAUGCUAGAGAAAAUUCCCAUAUACUUAUGGGGAUUGUCAUGCUAUUUAUUGUCAUGGGUGUGCUAGUUGAUUGCAGGAAGGAUCUUCACUGUCUCUUUGGAGUGAAAAAUAGCCACAAGCCUCUCUUUAAGCAAAGUGAAAAAUUUAUCAAGUUAUUUUUGUGGCUGUUUGUUGGUGUAGGCUUACUGGGAUUAGGAUUGCGAUAUAAGGCUUAUGAAAAAAAACUAGGCCACGGGCUUCCAAAGAAGGACUUCUCUGCUCUGAUUUGGCCAUUCAGAUUCGGCUAUGAUAACAAUGGAUGGUCUAACCUAGCACAAUCAGCUCUUCUGCUAAAUCAAACAGGUGCAGAUUUUAUCACUAUUGUGGAGAGUGAUGCCUCAAAACCAUUCAUUGGCAACAAUGACCCAACCAUGUGGUUAGGAGAAAAACUUGGUUUUUACACAGAUUUUGGCCCAAGUACUCGGGAUCAUACUUGGGGAAUGAUGGUUCUGUCAAGGUACCCAAUUGUGAAAUCCAGGCAUCAUCUUCUCCCCUCUCCAGAAGGAGAAAUAGCACCAGCCAUCUCCAUGACGGUGAACUUCACAGGAAAACUGGUGGAUUUUGUGGUUGCGCAUUUUGGGAAUGAAGAAGAAGACGUGGACCGAAAGCUCCAGGCAAAAGCUGUUUCUAAUCUAUUGAAGAUGAGCUCCAAUCAGGUCGGGUUUCUAGGAUACAUCACGUCAGCUCCUGGCUCCAGAGAUUACCUGGAAUUAACUGAAAAUGGCAAUGUUAAGGAUAUCGACAACACAGAUCAUGACAGAUGGUGCAGCUAUAUAAUGUAUCGUGGGUUAAUAAGGUUGGGGUAUGCUCGAAUUUCUCAUGCUCAUCUAAGUGAUUCUGAGCUGCAAUUGGCAAAAUUUAGAAUCCCAGAGGAUCCUUUGAAUUACAUGGACAAUGACAAGAUUGCUAUUGACCCCAGUGAGGUUCCUAAGGAAAUACACUUCAGCUCCAGGUUUGGAUCCUACAAAGAAGGACACAAUUAUGAGCUGAAUCAUCACUUUCACAUGAACACACCAAAAUACUUUAAGCAAGCUAAUUAGAAGAAUGACCUUCCAAUAUAGUCACAAAAGGGAAGAAAAAAAGUCAGAGCACAAUUACUGGAUUCACUUUAAGCCUAAGUAAGACACAUCAAACUUCAAAAGCAAGUUUCCAGUCUUUAUGAUUUGGGGAUACAUUUCUAAAUACAUAUUUAAUAUACAAAUACAUACUUAAAUACAUAGAAACUACCUCAUAAAAUCACAGAAGUUGGAGCACGUGGCUGAAUCCAAUUUCUGAUGAUGGUGACCUUGCAUUUAUAUGAUAAUUUAUAUUUACAGGGAAUUAUAAUCAAAUUUGCAGAUGACACAAAA